UUUCUUUUCAACAGCGUUUAUAGAGUGCCGCGUGCGUCUGUAAUUUGGAUUGGUUUGCAGUUGAAUUAAAAAGGAAAACUACACACAUAUAAAAUGGGUUUCAGUCCUCGUGGUGGUGGUGGCGGUAGAGGAGGUGGUGGCGGAGGUUUCCGCGGUGGCGCCGGACGUGGCGGCGGUGGCGAUCGCAGAGGAGGCGGCGGCGGAUUUGGUGGUCGUGGAGGUGGCGGUGGGGAUCGCAGAGGAGGCGGCGGCGGAUUUGGUGGUCGUGGAGGUGGCGGUGGUCGUGGUGGUGGCGGUGGCGGAGGCCGCGGAGCUGGUGGUCGCGGCGGCUUUGGUGGACGCGGCGGUGGUGGUCGCGGAGGCGGCGGCCGUGGUGGUGGUGCAGGCGGCUUCAAGGGCGGCAAAACAGUCACCAUUGAGCCACAUCGUCACGAGGGCGUGUUCAUAGCCCGCGGCAAGGAGGAUGCUCUGGUCACACGCAACUUCGUGCCCGGCUCAGAAGUGUACGGCGAGAAGCGCAUUUCCGUUGAGACUGGCGGCGAGAAGAUUGAGUACCGUGUGUGGAAUCCGUUCCGGUCCAAGUUGGCCGCUGCUAUUUUGGGCGGCGUUGAGAAGAUACACAUGCCACCUGGCUCCAAGGUGCUGUAUUUGGGUGCCGCAUCGGGCACAACAGUGUCGCACGUUUCGGAUGUUGUCGGGCCUGAGGGUCUGGUCUAUGCUGUGGAAUUCUCGCAUCGGUCGGGCCGCGAUCUGAUAAACGUGGCGAAGAAGCGGACCAACAUUAUACCCAUCAUUGAGGACGCACGUCAUCCACACAAGUAUCGCAUGCUGGUUGGCAUGGUUGACACCAUCUUUGCAGAUGUGGCACAGCCGGAUCAGGGUCGAAUUGUGGCGCUGAAUGCGCAACAUUUCCUUAAGAAUGGCGGCCACUUUGUCAUCUCCAUUAAGGCGUCCUGCAUUGACUCCACGGCGCAACCGGAGGCGGUCUUUGCCGCCGAGGUUAAGAAGAUGCAGGCGGACAAACUGAAACCACAGGAACAGCUGACGCUGGAACCCUACGAACGUGAUCAUGCUGUUGUCGUCGGCGUCUAUCGUCCACCGCCGAAGCAGUGAAGUUCUAUUGCGGAGAAUGUGGUUAGGUUUUAAGCUAUAUACAUAAUACUUCUAUUAAUACAGUCGUAUUGUAUUAAGUUUCUUUUUAAAUAUACAACAAAAAUCAAACAAACCAUAGUUAAGUUUAUAAACAAAUGCAAACUAU
Molecule: messenger RNA, 1258 nt
Organism: Drosophila novamexicana
Lineage: Eukaryota; Metazoa; Arthropoda; Insecta; Diptera; Drosophilidae
Gene: Fib
Product: rRNA 2'-O-methyltransferase fibrillarin
Exons: 3
Coding region: 94-1113 (339 amino acids)
Biological process (GO): box C/D sno(s)RNA 3'-end processing; rRNA methylation
Cellular component (GO): small-subunit processome; nucleolus; Cajal body
Molecular function (GO): RNA binding; rRNA methyltransferase activity; histone H2AQ104 methyltransferase activity
Source: RefSeq, a predicted model, not a curated record